UGUGCCCGGCGGGGUCCAAGAGCUGGGUGGGGGAUAGGGGUACCCAGCGAUUUCCGCCCUGGCUUGCCCCGGCCCGCCGCGCCCUGGCCCGCGCCCAUCGGCGGCGGGAGGGGGCGGCCCCCGCUUGUCCCCUGGCCCCGCGUGCCCUCCGCGGGCCUCCCGCUCGGGGCGCACCGCCCUCCGCCUCCGUCACCGCCCCCAGGACCUGCGGCUGCCAGCUUGCAGCGCCGCGUCCCCGGCCAGCGGCGCGAUGGGCUGCGGGAACUCCACCGCCACCGGCGCGGGCCGAGGACCUGCAGGAGCAGCUAAAGAUGUAACAGAAGACUCGAUAACAGAAGAUGACAAGAGGAGAAACUAUGGAGGAGUGUAUGUUGGUCUCCCAUCUGAAGCUGUCAAUAUGGUAUCCAAUCAAACGAAGACUGUUCGAAAAAAUUAGAAGAAAAUAUUAUGACAGUAAUCAAGAGCUUGCUCAUCAGGAUUUAGAAGGAAAUUCGCCCCAUGGGAUGUCGUAAUGUGCACAGACAUUUCCAAGGAAAUUCUAAACAGUUACCUACCCCUCUACCCCAAAUUCUUAAGUCUACAGUGAAAAGCAUGGCUGCAUGUUGAAGGGUGUGGCACUAGAAAGGCAUUGGUUACACAGUACACUGCUGUAUGGAACUGUCUGGGUCCACCUGUGAAAGACAAGCUGACAAACUGUCGCUCUACUGGCCUUCUCUCCUCCAGCGCCAUUUUCACCCCGGCCACUCAGUACAGUUCAUGAAGAUCAUGUCUUUUCACUGAUACUUUUUUGAUAGUUUUUAUAUAACAAAAUCCUUAUUCUAUUUAUAACUUAAGCUAAUAACGCACUAUAAAUGAAUUACGCGAUAUAUUUGUCUGUUAUCUUUCACUAUUUCUACUUCACAUUACUUUCUACCUGUAAAAUUGUUAAAUUGAUUCUUACUGUUAUCUCUUUCCCUUUCUUACGAUUUGAGUUUUAGCUUUAUUUAAAUGUCAGAGAAUUUCCUUUAUUAGGAACAAUGUAAUACAUUGCAAUAUUUAAAAGUAAACCACUGAAAUUUGCAUGUCAUGUAUACAUUUUGAUUAACUUUCUAUUUUCCUUAGUCAAAGGCUAUGUAACUACAAAUACGUCAUAGCCUUUGAGCCUCCCAUUCUGCCUUUGAGCGAUCACAGCAUCUCAUCAUGUUAAUUCUAUACUGUUUUUAAGGAUUUGUGACGGAUGGUUAGGGGGAUAUAUGGAAAGUUCUUACUUUGUUAAUGAUCACCCAUGUGUAUCUACUUAGUAUUGCAAUGUAAAUUACUCAGUUUACCAAUGUAUUUCAACAAUUAAAAUAUUUUUAUCCCUCUU
This is a messenger RNA of Hipposideros armiger (great roundleaf bat), 1345 nucleotides long. It is a transcript of the gene CUNH12orf75, whose product is annotated as chromosome unknown C12orf75 homolog. The coding region runs from base 251 to 436 and encodes 61 amino acids. The record is from RefSeq and is a predicted model, not a curated record. Lineage: Eukaryota; Metazoa; Chordata; Mammalia; Chiroptera; Hipposideridae. The transcript is spliced from 6 exons.